Heteronotia binoei (common prickly gecko) is the source of this 2849-nucleotide messenger RNA. RefSeq lists its product as uncharacterized. The record is from RefSeq and is a predicted model, not a curated record. NCBI's taxonomy places the organism in Eukaryota, Metazoa, Chordata, Lepidosauria, Squamata, Gekkonidae. The coding region runs from base 1365 to 2552 and encodes 395 amino acids. The transcript has 5 exons.
GUUUAAAAAAACAGCUGCUGAAGAGUCUCCCAGCCGGUGGUUGGUGGGAAGUUGGGGAGUCCCAGGAGCGGGUUGGAAGACUCCCCUGCCCCAGGCACCAGGCACGCAGGAGGGGGGCGGGUGGGAAUUGCAAGGUGACCGAGUCGCAAGAUCUGUGUUAAGCAGCAAGGCGGUUUUACAGGAGGAGAAGCCUGCUGGAUAUAGCAGGCAUAGGAUUCGGGCUGCGCGGUUUCCUACCUGGUAAAUUAUUUUGGAACUGCUGAAGCAAAUUGUGAUUUAUGAAGUCUGCUCGCUGCAACCUAACUUUGGGUGAGGCCUCCCUGUCGAGACCCAUGCCACCUUUCAUGACAAAGAUGAAUGGGAGAAAAGAUUCAUAAGAAGUUGCUGUGGGUGUUUACCAAAGUAUUCUUGUAAACCUACCCAUGGGCAUCAAGAAUGGCUUCGAAGACGCAAACUUGAGUUCAAGAGCCAGACCUUGGAACAGAAUAUAGUGGGAAUGAGAACCUGUCCCUCACAGAUAGGACAGAUCAGUGUUCCUUCGAGAACAUUCUGUUCCCUCCCUUCAUGACUGUGUGCUUCUCUGACAGGAUAAAGCUUGGCUUUAAACAGGAAGCCGUCAGGGCCACUAAAAGAGAAGGGAACUGUCAUCAACCAAGUUUUUUUGACAUCCGAGUAGUUUCUCAGUGUUAAAAAGUGCCAUCAAAUUACAGUCGACCUGACAGCAAUCCUGUAGGGUUUUCAGGGCAAGAGGUUGCCUCUGCAUCUCAGCCCUGGUCUUCCAUGGUGGCCUCCCAUUGAAGUACUAACUGUGGCUGCUUGGUUUCCAUGAUCUGAUGAACUAACCUUACCCAGUCAAGGUGAUGAUUUCUUACUUGCUGGAGAAAAUUCUCUGGAGUUUUUUAAAGAACAUUGAGUGUCUGUUUUCUCUGCAGUAAAGUAAGCAUACAAACCCUCCUAUUUAGCACUGUUUUAUCACACUGUCUCCCCCCCUCCACACACACACACACACACCUCAGUCACAGUAGUUAAUGUAAAAGCCAGUGGCCAGCUCAACCACUGGUGAUAUCCUUGGUCUACCAAUCAGGCUUAAUGUCUAGAAUGGUUGCAUUAAGCCAGCUUCUGCUACAGUGACCCUUGAACUAUAGUGCCUUUGACACCAUAAGUUGCAUGGGGUACCCUUCUGGGGCCAUUUCACUUGUCUGGGCUUCCUACUCAGGCAAUGUUUGUCCAUCUCUGUGGCCUGUGUAUGGUGGGUUCAUUUUGGGCCGGCUUGCAUUGAAAAAGCGUGGCACAUCUGGAAUGUAGCCACAGACUGGUAGAUCCAAGGAACGAGUGGGGUCUCCUUGUUUCCACCAAGACCCAUCAUGGGUCGCUUAGACGACCACGCCAAGAAGCGGAUUGUGGAACUGCGCAAAGCCGGCUUGAGCUUCCGCAAGAUCAAAAAGGUCCUGGAGCUGGACAAUAUCCGGGUCACCCCGCAAGCCAUUUACCUGUUCCUCAAGCGGAAGAAGGUGGAGCCUGCCCUACCCCUACCCAGCUCCCACCAGCAACCAGCUCCCAAGAAGGAGAGCAAGAGAACAGUUACGGAUCAGGCUGGGUGGGACGAGGACAAGCUCUGGAACUUACUGCAGGAAAAUGGAGCAGGGCAACAGCAGCGAGAGUCCGGGAACCACAGGACACCUUGCCCCACUCUUGGAGCCAGCCUGAGCGGUGAGGGCCCAUCUUCUAAUACCAACCAAGACUGCUGCCCCAAAAUCAUCCACGUGACUUCACUGAGCAAAGAUGGGGGGCAGUUUGCGAAGCCAGAUGCCGCUUGUGGGGCCUUCUCUGCAGGACCACAUCUGGGCCCAAGUACUGGUGAUAACGCACCCCAGCAGGCCUCAGCCUCUGUCAGCUGCCCCUCUUCUGACACCCCUGCGGUCCCUCAGCAUAGUCUGAAUGGCAAAGGGAAGCUACCUCUGCCUCCUGCAAAGAAUCCAGCCUUAAUUGUGAAGAGGAAGAUUGUAGGGCGGGCCAUCCACCUCCAGAAAAAGGCGAACGGUCUCAAUGGGCAGCCUCAGUCCAGUUCAUCGCAUGCCCCAUCCUUCAUGCUGAGGGUGCAGCCAGCCAGUAACUCUUCUGGGCGAUCCUGUCCUGCCAUGACUGCUGACUGUGGCACACACACCAAAGAGGCCAGCACUCAGACUUCCUCAUCCAACCCCAUCUCCUCGCCGACCAGCCCAACCUGUCUGUGGGGAGGCCAGAUGGUGGCUUCUUUGGUCCCUGCCGCCAGCCCCCAGUCCCUCACCGAAAAACUGGACGUGGUGCACACAGAGGUCCAGAAGCUGGCACGAGCAAUGCAGGCGGUGCUGGAGCGCCAAUGCCGGCUGGAGCGCCAGCAGGAGCAGCAGCAGCGGACCCAGCAGGAAGUGCUCUUGGCGCUGCAGCAGCUCAGCUCCACCGUCGGCCAGACGGCAGUGGCCGGGAACCCGCCCUGCACGCCAUACAGCAGCCUAGUGGACCCCUCGCCUUCCCUGCCAAAUUUCAGCCAGUUCAAGAUGGAGCUGAUCUGACCAAAGAGCGGCAGAGAAAUGCACAAAAGCAAAACCUGCUUCCAGGUUUGCACGGCUUUCCUCCACCCUGGGUGGCAGUCGCUUGCCGAUGAGUGCGCCGCUGCCCGUGGAACACGCUGAACUCUCCUACAGGAGCUCAUUUGGGCCUCACCAAGCUUCAGACUUUGCAUCGUGAAAUCUGGGAUUGCCAGGGAACGAGAUGGGGAGUGCUACUCCUCACCCAGUGCCUUGAUUCUGGAAGGCACUUAAUCAUUAAUAAAUAAAUCAUUAAUAAUAAAUGUUACGUUGAUGCAGACA